AUGGAGAAGGGCAAAAAGCGUACAAACUAUCCCUGCGAUGGAUGCUCGCUUCGGCGAAGGGGACCGAAAGGACCUCGAUCGAGCACCACUCACAAGGUGGUGAACUACCAAGAACAAAUUCGACAGAAUCGGUCAGGCCUCCCUCUGCCGGCCCGUGGCCCAUCGCAAAGUCCCAGAUCGCCGUCAACUCCCGGCGUGGAGAACGAGAGUACUACCCAGCAAAACUCCUUGGAGGUUUACAUCGAAUACUUGGACAAGUUUCGAGGCCAUCUAACAUGUGUUUGGCCUGUCGUCAACGUGGAAUCACUAAAAUCCCGAAUCAGUGGUUCGCCGGAUGAUCACGAUGCAUGGGCAUUAGCUGGAGCCAUCUGUGCUACGGUAAUUGCUCAGCUACGACUAUCUCAAUUGCGGCUUUCCAAGCAGCACAACUUGGUCUCAGAUGACAACAGCAUUGCGGAAAGCUUUGCAUAUCAUGCUCAACUCUCGCAUAACCUGAGCAAUCAGCAUCAUCAAAGCACUUACUACAAGGAAGAUACGACAGAGUCUUUACUGACUGCGUUCUUUCUGCACAUCUACUUCGCCAAUACAGAACGCAUCAGGCUAGCCACGGUUUACCUACACGAAGCAAUUGCUCAAUUACAUUUGCAAAGCCUCCACCGCCCAGAGAUCCUGAUUGGCCUCGCAGAGGAGCAAAGAGAAUUGCUGUUGCGGAUCUUCUGGUUGGUGUUCGUAACUGAGAGGACAUUCUGCGUGCAGAACUGUUUCCCACCAUGCCUCAAGCCGAUCCAGACUUUCCCGCUCUCCGGAUUUCACAUCCAAGGAGUGGGCGAAGUAGACGCUUCCUUCCAACUCCUCGCUCAGCUCUUCACCCUACUCGACGAUAACAUAGUCAUGGCGGCGGACCGAGGGGGGGUCACCCCCGACUCCAGCAAAGCCGACAACCUCUACAGCGCCCUCUCGGCCAUGGCCAAGCAGGACUUCUCGGCCCUGGCCCCCAACCUCCCAGAGACGCAGCGAGUGAACGUGCUGAUGACGGGGAAUUGGAUCCACAUACUCUGGUGGCAGUUCGCUCUGAGCCACUACCAGAUGUCUAGCCGCAUGGAUGAUGCAAUGCUCUCCAUGCUGAAGCCUGCCAAGGUUGCUCACGAGACCAUGCGUCUUCUCGGGUCUGUUUCUCAGCAGGCCAUUCGGACCCACGGAUAUGGCCUAGAGCUGAAAGUCUUUCGUAUUGCCGAUGCUCUCAUCGACAUCCUGGCUUGUAACACGUGGUUGUCUAGUUCCCUGCAACCUGGAUGCAAUAGUAUGCUUCUGGGGGCUAGAGAUGUACUACACUCUCUUCAGAAGGCUCUUUUGCUCAUUGGCGGGCCCGAGUCUUUGUUUCACAAGAAGCUGAUGCUGGUUAUGGCCGAAUCACAACUACCAGUUCCGAAUGUGAAGACUUUGACGCCGUGCGAAGAAGAAGAAUGCGUUGAAGAUUCGUAG
This is a messenger RNA of Colletotrichum scovillei, 1482 nucleotides long. Its product is annotated as AflYd/sugR/sugar regulator. The record is from RefSeq and is a predicted model, not a curated record. Bases 1 to 1482 code for a protein of 493 amino acids. Gene Ontology annotation, molecular function: DNA binding; zinc ion binding. Gene Ontology annotation, biological process: DNA-templated transcription. The transcript is spliced from 4 exons. Lineage: Eukaryota; Fungi; Ascomycota; Sordariomycetes; Glomerellales; Glomerellaceae.